Thrips palmi is the source of this 3311-nucleotide messenger RNA. RefSeq names its product UDP-N-acetylhexosamine pyrophosphorylase (gene mmy). Gene Ontology annotation, biological process: UDP-N-acetylglucosamine biosynthetic process. The coding region runs from base 174 to 1718 and encodes 514 amino acids. Lineage: Eukaryota; Metazoa; Arthropoda; Insecta; Thysanoptera; Thripidae. The record is from RefSeq and is a predicted model, not a curated record. The transcript has a single exon. Gene Ontology annotation, molecular function: UDP-N-acetylglucosamine diphosphorylase activity.
AUUGUUGUUGCUGCUAUGUCUGCUACUGUCAAACGUGGGUUUAAACGUCAACAGUUUCUCUCCCGCGGCACUCUGGACGCGCGCUCGCUGCGUGUUGGAUCGCAUGUCGCGGAUGGGACGCCGGCCUCCUUGACGUGCUCCUCGACGAAAAGUGACUUGAACGUCGUUUCAACAUGUCCGAGAUGGAGAAUUUGAAGAACCUCCUAACCAAGCACAACCAACAACAUCUUCUGCGGUUCUGGGAAAAGCUGUCCGAGGACCAGAGGCAAGACCUGCGCCGCGACCUGAGGGAAAUCAACAUCGAGGAGGUCUGCUCGUACUUCGACCGCGCUGUCAAGACCCUCGAGGAGUGCCAGGAGAAGCUGGACGACCGCAUGAAGCCCAUUCCCUCAGAAGCAUCUGGAUCAGUUCUGAAAGGUACAAAGGAAGAGCUGGAGGCGUACAGGCAUGAAGGCUUCCGACUCAUCUCCGAAGGGAAGGUAGGCGUCCUGCUGCUGGCCGGUGGACAAGGCACCAGGCUGGGAGUCACCUACCCCAAGGGUAUGUAUGACAUUGGAUUGCCAUCCCACAAGCCACUCUUCCAGAUUCAAGCUGAGCGCAUUCGCCGUGUUGAAGAGCUGGCUCAUCAACAUACUGGGAAGAGGGGAAAUGUGACUUGGUACAUCAUGACCAGUGAGCAGACCAUGGAACCAACACUUGCCUUUCUACGCAGUCACAAUUAUUUUGGCCUAGAUAGUGCAAAUGUGAAAUUAUUUGAGCAGGGAAUGCUACCGUGCUUUUCUAUGGAUGGACGUAUCAUUCUUGAUACACCCAGCCGUGUGUCAAAGGCUCCAGAUGGCAAUGGUGGAGUGUACCGUGCUCUUAGAGACCGUGGUAUUCUGGAUGACAUUGAGAAGCGGGGAGUCACCUGUCUUCAUGCUCACAGUGUUGACAAUAUUCUUGUGAAAGUAGCAGAUCCUGUUUUUCUUGGAUACUGCAGUUUGAAAGGGGCUCACAUAGGUGUGAAGGUUGUUCCUAAAGCUUAUCCCACAGAGCCUGUUGGUGUUGUAUGCAGUGUAGAUGGAAAGUACCAGGUAGUUGAGUACAAUGAAAUCACUCUUGCCACUGCUGAGCGCCGCAAUGCUGAUGGUGAACUUACUUUCAGUGCAGGGAAUAUUUGCAACCAUUACUUUUCCUCACAGUUUUUGAGAGCUUUUCUCAAUGAACAUGAAAAGGAGCUACAACUCCACAUAGCUAAGAAAAAGAUCCCAUAUGUGGAUGAUGAUGGUAUGCAGAUCAAACCAGAAAAACCAAAUGGUAUAAAAAUUGAGAAAUUCAUUUUUGAUGUCAUUCCAUUUACUGACAGUCUUGUUGUGUGGGAAGUGUUACGAGAGGAAGAGUUCAGUGCAGUGAAAAAUGCUGACUCUGCAGAGAAGGAUUGUCCACGUACAGCCCGGCAAGAUAUUAUAAAUCUUUAUGUAAGCUACAUUGAAAAGGCUGGAGGCAAAAUUCUGGCUGGUCCAGAUGGUUCUGUUGUUUGUGAAAUUUCUCCACUCUUAUCUUAUGAUGGUGAAGGACUAGAGGAAGUUGUCAAGGGAAAGACAUUCACUUCCCCUGUGCAUCUGAAGGCCCCUGGAGAACAACAAGCUGUGAAUGGCAAAACAAAUGGAACAGCCAAUGGGGCUGUUAAGGGGGUUGUCAAUGGUACUUCCAAUGGAGUGUCAAAUGGUGUGCAUUGAAAUUUUGAAUGGCCUUGUAAUCUUAAAAGACAUCCCUUUCAAAUGUAGGACUAUACAACACUGCCAUUUUCUCCCAAAAUAGAAACUGCUAUGGACUGACAAGAAUUUAACUACAAAUUAUUAUUGAAAUGACAGUGAAACUAAAGCCUAUGUAUUUGGAAGUAGAUACAAUUUUAAAGGCCCUACACUAAGACCAUAUUGUGUUUCUGUGGGUAUCAGGGUUCAAUUUAAAAAAAUCAAAUCUGUCUUCGUUGCAGUUUGAGGGAAAGUCUGUGAUUUUUUUUAUUGUUUACUGAAACAGCUGUUGGGUGUCAGCAACACCAAUGUCCCUUGUUUUCAGUGUUUUUUUUUUUGGGGGGGGGUACUGUGCAUUAAAUCGGAAAUUAGAUCUGUAUGUUAUUUAAAAGCCUUCCUGGGGAAGUAAUUUGAGUGAAGCAAAAUGAUAGCUGACUUCAGCUCUAUCAUAUUUUACUUUUGGGGACAAACAUUAUCAGAAUGUCUAGCUAAAUUUGAGGAUUAUUUUCAAGUAUAUUCUAGGCAAAUUUAUGGAACUUCUACUGUAAUUAUUAAACAUAAUUGUGAUAUGCUAGGCCAAUUGUGUCUAUCAGAUUUUUACUAAUUAAGUUGUACCAACUGCUCACCAUGUCCUAGUUGUCACAAUAACAUCACAAUGAGAUGAGCAUUUUUCUACUUUUCUAAUUCAAAUUGGAAUGUUGUUCUAUUUACUUACAUUUUCUUCUCUUUCUCAACUUCCUGCAAGAGAGCAAGUGUUUGUAAGGGAACACCUCAAUAGAUUGCAUCUACGAGCUGGAACUCUGUAGCAUGCAACUUGCCCUUGACUUCAUUUUCUUUCAGGCUUGUAGAAAGGAGGGAACUGUAACUUAAUUUUUAUUUGACUUGCAAUAUAUUGUGAUAUGCAUGUAACUCGUCCUAUAUGCCAAGCACUGUUAUUAUGUUCAAGCCAAAAUCAAAUGGUUUAACUAAGAAAGUUUCAGGAAAGCACCUAAAAAAUGUUUGGCUCGCUGCACAACAAUAAUUCUUUUGAUUACGUUUACUAUUGUAACUUGUAAUACUCAAUGUUAUGUGGUGUGGUACUCAGUAGAAUAUAUGAGUAUGUAGUAUAAGUUUUAACAUGGGUUAAUAUUUUAGACAUUUAUAACAGGUGUAACUUUCUUGUAUUGCUAAUGUUUUAGUUUAUCAGAGUGUGCUAUUCCAGUUUUGUGGAGGAAAUAUCAGGUUAGGUGCAUUUUGCUUUGUUAUCUUUUAUUUUGUUGAGUUACAUAUCAUUUAUUACCAGUCUUGUUCUUGUUGCCUUUGUUUUAAAUGUCUUGAAUCAUUGUUGAACCCAUUUGUUGACUGCCUUAAAAUAUAAUGAAAACGUUGCCUUACCAGCAAGUUCUUUAUUUUUAUAUAAAAUCAAACAUAAUGAAAUGUAGUUACCAGUUAGAUAAGAGUGCUGUACCUAGAGAUACUUAAAAUUGACGAAUGUAUUCAUUUAUGACUGUUGCGAAGUAUUGAAAGUUUGUAUAGACAUCCGUACUGUACAAAAAAACUAUUGUUUUUACUGAAAAUAUAUCAUAAUAUUUUACUUAA